Messenger RNA from Owenia fusiformis, 448 nucleotides. The record is from the annotation of a GenBank genome assembly. Lineage: Eukaryota; Metazoa; Annelida; Polychaeta; Sabellida; Oweniidae.
AUGUUUGGGCCUGAGGUAUUGACUGGACUCCUACCUGAUGACUACAUAGCACAUUAUUGUAUGCUCUCAGCUGGGGUUAGGAUUUUACUCCAAGAUAAAAUAUCACCAACUGAACUGGGCCAUGCAGCAGCACUACUUUACAAUUUCUAUGAUCUCCAAGAGUCACAUUAUGAGGUGCAGCAUUUCCUACACAUUGACGGAACAACUUAUGCAUCUAUUAAAAACCUGGAGAUGGAAACUGAUGUGUGGCUGAUGAAAUUCCCUGUCCCCACAUCAACAGCACUUAGAGAAAACACUCUUCAUUACACUAAGAGAGUGCGUCAAAGGAAUGAAACUGAAACAUUGAUUGAAGUGAGAACAAUUACAGAACACGUUGUGAGACUACAAGUCCAUGAAAGCUCCUUAAUAGUUCACAUCCCAAACCAUGUGGAACAUGAUUAGGAAAACA